AUGAUGAUCGAUGAAGCUGUCUACCAGCGGGUCGUUCGCCCCCGUCUGCCUCCUCUGAGGGUGCAGACGCGGCUCUAUAUUGGCAUCGUUGCCUUCAUUGCAUGUCUGCUGCUCAUCUUUGUUGGCAUCUUCUCGCCGCUGAUUGUGCUGCGCAACAUGGAUAAGAGUUACGAAGCGGAGAUGCGGUACAUCGAGUACACCCUCGCCAGCAAAGCCGUGGCACCGUACAGGGUGGUCAUGUUCGAGGCCUUCGCCAUCAGUCAGGCCUUGGAGGGCUAUGUAAUGAGUCGGAUGCAAGUUCUGCCGAACUUGUCCGCUCCGCCACUGGAGCGUAUCGAAGGCCAAAACUUCACCAACUUCGACGACAUUAGCGUAACACUCCGGCGCAACAUGACUAUGAUCGCCAUGACUGCCUUACAGCCCGGCGGCGUGUAUGCCUUUUUCUCUCCGUGCAACGCCACCAAGUACGGACGCGACACCCUCGACCCUAAGGACAACGCGCAGAACUUCAAGCCGACGCCGUUCGAGACCAUCCUCGGCGGCCGCGCCGUCUACGUAGGCCCCUUCCGCUACACCUCCGGCGUUCUGCAGGGUCACUGGGGGCUCGCUAUUCGACGGCCCAUCUACAACCGCACAAGCUACAAGUCGGCCGAUAUCCACACCUUCUGGGGCUUUGCGCUCACCCUGGUCAACAUCAGCGGCCUUAUCGAGAGAAACCCGUUCGCCUUCAUCAGCCUCACGACAAAGAAACGGGACGUCGACUACCUUCUCAGCGUGCACAAUGAGACCUCCGGCGCUAUCACCAUCCUUGCGACCUCUCUCAAACAGCCGACGGCGACGCAGCUCGCAGAGUUUGUCCGGCUCGGCACCAGCGUCGGUAUCACCCCAAAUCACCCGUUCCUCAUCACCAUCCGCGGCCGCGACUACGGCUCGAACCUCUCGCCUGCCAACAUCAUCAUCGUCGUGUCCACCGUACUAUCUGGGCUUUUAGCCAUCUUCGCCGCUGUCAUCGCAGCCGUGUUGUGGUGCACGGCCACCCACGACACCGCAGCGCACGCGCCCAAGAUGGCACCCUUCGCCAUGCUCACCAUCGGCCCCUGCCGCGGCGAGGAGCUCUGGGACCUUGCGUCGGAUCAGAUGGUAGAGGUGACGGAGCGUCUUGGCCAUGUCCUGGCUCGGCAGAUGGUACGCCAUCACGCCUACCAGAUCCAGCAGGUGCACCCGCUCACCACAUCGUACGUCACGCGCAGCGUCGCCGCCGCUGUGAAGAUGGCCUUCAGCACCAUCGAGGAGCUGCAGCGCCACCCCAUCGACGGCCCGCUGCGCGCCGUGCUCGGUGAUGAGGUCCGCCUGCUGCUGUCCUACGCCGUGCACUGGUGCACCGACGCCGCCGUGCGCGUGGAAUCGCUGGAAGGCACGUACCGCUACGAGGGUCCCGACGUCGUGUACGGCGGCCGCAUGUGGGCCUUUGCCGCGCCCAGCGUCGUCACGGCGUCCGAGGCGGUGGUGCAGACACUGCCGUGCUUCGGCCUGCGCAACAUCGACACACGCCCAUGCUGCGUUGUCAACGUGGUGCGCUCACGGACCCUCUGCGGUGCCACCGGCGGCAAGAGCGCCACUAUCUACAUGCCACACUCGCUGCCCACCACCGCGCAGGCGACCGCCGGUGUGCAGUGCGGCAAGGCCGUCUCCCCGACGGCGGCCCCCCUGGAAAGCAACAGCGGCACCGAAAACACGCAACCGCUGCCACCACAGCAGCUCUUCACGCUGCUUGACACGCGCCGCCCCGCACUGGUGGCCGCCGAGGCUGCAGCGCCGCGCAACGUCGAUUCCGUUUCCUCUGCGUCUUGCCCUAGCGACUCUGCGGAGAUCCCCGCCAUGAACUUGCUUGCCGGUGAGUGUGCCGUGCUACCAGUGUUGCCCUCGUCUGCCGCUGAUGGCGACUCUGCGAAGAACGCUGAGAUGGCCAUUGCCGCACGCACAAGUACAAGCUCCGACGCGCCGACCGAGAGCGAAAGCAACGACAUACUCUCCGCGUCAUCGCUGUCGGUGGCGCCGCCGCUGUCGCACGCGUCCAGCUCCUCCGACAUCGGCGUCUCCAACGGCGCCACUACGGCGGUGCGGCUGAGCUCCCUCGCCUUUCAGGGGGACGCCGUCACACGUGCGCUGCUGCAGCCGCUGAUCCCACGCGCGCUCGAUGUCGCCCUGCGCGUCGCCUUUGACUACCAGUCCAUCACCCUCGAUGUGCGCUACGCCGAGGUGCGGGUGCUGGUCUACUACUUCUACUCCAGCUGCAAGAUUCUGUUCCGCCCGCUGGCAGCGCCGGAGCGCCACAACAUCUUCCGCCGCCUGGUGACAGCCUUUGGUGUGCCGCAGCAGGGCAUCCUCGAGCACCUGGCCGCGCGCUGCGUCAUUCGCUAUGUGCAGCAGCGGUUGAAAUCACGUCAGUUCGCACCGCACGAUCCUCACCUUCGUGUCACCCCCCGUGAAGCACCGCGAACGCUGAACACCUACGCGAAGCUCGGAAGGGCAACCCGUUAA
Molecule: messenger RNA, 2541 nt
Organism: Leishmania major strain Friedlin
Lineage: Eukaryota; Euglenozoa; Kinetoplastea; Trypanosomatida; Trypanosomatidae
Exons: 1
Coding region: 1-2541 (846 amino acids)
Source: RefSeq, a predicted model, not a curated record